Cyanidioschyzon merolae strain 10D is the source of this 573-nucleotide messenger RNA. RefSeq names its product similar to calcineurin B subunit. Gene Ontology annotation, molecular function: calcium ion binding. The coding region runs from base 1 to 573 and encodes 190 amino acids. The transcript has a single exon. The record is from RefSeq and is a predicted model, not a curated record. Lineage: Eukaryota; Rhodophyta; Bangiophyceae; Cyanidiales; Cyanidiaceae.
AUGGGUGCGAACGCGUCCACUUUGCUGGACGACGAUAUAACAGAAAUAGUGGCCUCGUCGUCUUUCUCGAAAGAUGAAAUCGAGCAACUGUAUAGCCGCUUUCAAAAGCUAGACCGCAACGGAUCCGGAACGAUCGAUGCUUCAGAGUUCCUGAUGAUUCCGGAGCUCGCCAUGAACCCACUUGUGCCGCGUAUUGUCCAGCUUUUUGACGGUGUUAACUUCAAAGAGUUUGUGCGGCUGCUCUCGGCGUUCGGAAAAAACGCACCUCGGGAAGCACGGAUUGACUUCUUGUUCCGCUUUUACGACGUUGAUGGGGAUGGGGUGGUCAGCGAAGCAGACGUCAACAGUAUUUUUCGGUUGCUCGUUGGCGAAAACCUGGACGACGCCACCUUGCGACGAAUCGUACGCCAGGCUAUGCUGGACUUUGGCGCUGGCCUAGAAGCUCUGGAUGGCGGAGACGAGAGCGAAGAGCUGAACGGCUGUAGCGUUCAGUGCCGACCGCUCACGAGAGAGGACUUCUGUCGAAAGCUUCAAAACGUCGAACUCGAUCGCAUUUUACAAAUAUCCGUUUAG